This is a messenger RNA of Equus quagga, 4478 nucleotides long. RefSeq names its product family with sequence similarity 83 member A (gene SACK1A). NCBI's taxonomy places the organism in Eukaryota, Metazoa, Chordata, Mammalia, Perissodactyla, Equidae. The record is from RefSeq and is a predicted model, not a curated record. The transcript has 4 exons. Gene Ontology annotation, biological process: epidermal growth factor receptor signaling pathway. Bases 177 to 1484 code for a protein of 435 amino acids.
ACAGCGGGAAAUCAGUCCCUCGGAGCAGGCGCGACGGGUGGCAGGUUGGGCUGGACGCGGGGAGCUUCCCUGGGGUGCCGAGAGCCUCGGUCCUCCUUUGUGGCGUGGCCUGCCUGCCCCUGUCAUCAGGAAGAGCUCAAGUGGGUCUCUCCCCCACCACUCUGGGACAGGGCAGCAUGAGCCGGCCAAGGCACGUGGGCAAGAUCUGGAAACGCCUGGAAGAUGUCAAGAGCCACUGGGUCCGGCCGGCCAGGGCAGACUUCAGCGACAAUGAGAGCGCCCGGCUGGCCACAGAUGCCCUCCUGGAUGGGGGGCCUGAGGCCUACUGGCAGGUGCUCAGCCAGGAAGGCGAGGUGGACUUCUUGUCCUCGGCAGAGGCCCAGUACAUCCAGGCUCAGUCCAAGGGGCCCCCCUGUGCCCUGGAGUCUCUGGGAGGGGUCGAGGCAGGCCCUAAGGGACUCGACUCCUGCUCCCAGCAGUCAGGGACCUACUACCCCAUGGCCUCGGAGGGCAGCGAGCCGACCCUGCUGCACACCUGGGCCUCGCCUGAGAAGCCCUACCUGAAGGAGAAGUCCAGUGCCACCGUGUACUUCCAGACGGACAAGCACAACAACAUCCGAGACCUCAUCCGCCGCUGCAUCCACCGGACGGGGCAGGUCCUGGCCAUCCUGAUGGACGUGUUCACGGAUGUGGAGAUCUUCUGUGACAUUCUAGAGGCAGCCAACAAGCGUGGGGUGUUCGUCUGUGUGCUCCUGGACCAGGGAGGUGUGAAGCUCUUCCAGGAGAUGUGUGACAAAGUCCAGAUCUCCGACAGUCACCUCAAGAACAUCUCCAUCCGGAGCGUGGAAGGAGAGGUGUACUGUGCCAAAUCAGGCAGGAAGUUCGCCGGCCAAAUCCAGGAGAAGUUCAUCAUCUCCGACUGGAGAUACGUCCUGUCUGGAUCAUACAGCUUCACCUGGCUCUGCGGACACGUCCACCGGAACAUCCUCUCCAAGUUCACAGGCCAGGCAGUGGAGCUGUUCGACGAGGAGUUCCGCCACCUCUACGCCUCCUCCAAGCCCGUGAUGGGCCUGAAGUCCCCCAGGCUGGCCUCACCCCUCCAGCCCAGGGCAGGCCCCAGCCCACCGCCCGCCCGCCUCAGUGGCAGCAGCUGCUCUGCCAGUGACCGCACAUCCUCCAACCCCUUCAGCAGCCCGUCGACGGGCAGCAACCCCCAGAACCAGAGCCUGUCCUUGUCCUCGGGGCCCAGCAGUCCCCUGGCCCCAAACCCACCUCCGCCCCCCAGGUUUCAGUCCCACCACGGUCCCUGGGGGGCCCUGAUCCCACAGGCCCACUUGUCCCCAAGGCCCCUGGAUGGCCCGCCUGCUCUCUACAGCAACCUCAACGCCUACAGGCCCACGCGGCUGCAGCUCGAGCAGUUCGGCCUGGUGCCCAGGGUGGCCCACACCUGGAGGCCCUUUCUACAGGCCUCACCUCAUUUCUGAAGGGUCCCUGCCCCCAGCCGCCCUCCCUGGCCCAGGGCUGGGCAUUCCUGGAUUUUCUGGCCCAAGGACCCCGCCUCGACGACUAGCAGCUUUAACCUGCUUCCCUUUGAACUAAAGGCACUUAGACGAAAUCGUUGCCUGUGUUUGAAUGUUCCCAGGCCUGAGACCAUGCACUUGCUGACCCCCCGACUCCCUGGGUUUCCCUCCAGCAUGGCCUACGCAGCACAUCCCGGAAGGUUCCAGGGAGGUGGGGGAUGGGGAGCCAGAGGACAAAAUCAUGGAAAUAGAGCCCCUUUCUCCCAAAGAGCAGCCAGCGCCUUAAUAUAAAUGUUCCUGGAAUCUCUGUGAGAAGGGGCAGAUGCAGCCCAAGCCUUACAUAUGGGUAAACUGAGGCACUGAGAGGCAGAGGGUGGGUGUGAUUAAGGUACUCUUGUUUCCCAGUGCCCAGGAACAGUCCACUCCCCAGAGAUUCAGGAGAAAGGAUGGGAACAUUCUGGAUGUUUCUGGGAGAGGUGGGAAAACUCGUCCCUGGAAAGGUGUAAUUCAUCCCUGGGCCUGAUGAAUUAGGGAUGAGGCCCCAGUGAAAGUGUAGCCACUGGGGAUGAGGCAGGCUGAGGCGUCUAGGUGAUGGAGCUGGACAGGGCAGUUUAUCAGCUCAGGUUCUCACUUCCAAGAGCCUUGGGUCGGCCUGGAGGUCCCUGAGUCUGGACUGAGUCCCAGGGCCUUGAGUUGUCAGGAUCUGGGGGUGGCCCUGCAGCAGUGCCCAGGGCAGCCUUGAGCAACCAGGGAGGCUCCUGCGUUGACCUUGCAGCCCAGGCACAGCCAGCUGUCUCCAGAUCCAGGUGCCUCUGUGGCUUGUUGACAACCUGAAGCGCGAAUGUGGAGCCCUCACGAGCCCCAUCAUUCGCUGCUUCUCAGAUUCACAGUGUGCACUUUGUUCCCGGGCUGGUACUAGAUCCUAAGGGCACCGCCUAGCCAGGGGAUAAGGAAGAAAUACAGGGUGCGUAGGGAGCACAGAGGAGGUCGGCCAGCCCAGCUCGGGGAGGCUGGGGAACACUUCCCAGAGAAGUGACAGUUCACGGAGACCUAAAGAACAAGGGUGUCAUAGCUGGGGGUGGGUGUGAUCCCGGCUGCUCCAGCCCGAGAGAAACAGGUGCAAAACCUGCAUCCAUCUGCCUUUCUCUGUGUCCCCCUUACGCCCCCGCCACCUGCAACUCAUCUCAGCAGAUGUCUUCCCUGUUGCCAUUUCCAGCUCAGAACCCUUUGUUUCCUAAGGGUUUUUCAAACCCUGGUCCUGAUGCUGCUGUCUUCCUCCUAGCGGCCAUGAGGAGGUUCAAUGACUGGGUGCCACGGGGUGCUCUAAAUUGGAUUUCACGGUCUACCGAGAGAGCUUCAGGAAGGUAAAGCUUCCGAAGGGCCAGGAGCUCAAGGGGCUGCUCUGGCCCCCGCCCACGUCCGGCCCGGCCUCGGUGUCAGGGGAGAGGAGACCUAGCUGCCAGAAGGAACCCCGCUGCUCCCACUCACUCGCUGCCAGCCAGCUUCCCCUUUGUGGUCGUCUUAGGCGUUCACAAGUACUGCGUUUCCUCUUCCAGGCACCUUGUCGUGUGUGAUCCCUGCCUGCUGGGGCAUUAGGAGGGGUCUGCUUUGGCCCGUGGAAUGUGAGGACCACUUCCAGGCGGAAGCUUGAAGAGCCUGGGAGCAGCCGGCCACAUAGGAGCAUGCCUCAGGAUGGAGCCCCUCUGCCAGCACGGGCUCCUCAGAGACUGUGCUGAGCAGGCCCUCCCCUCCUACCCGACCGACCAGCAGUGGAUAAGUAAUAAGAGCAAGAGAUAAACCUUGGUUGUUUAAGCCGCCGAGAUUUGGAGUUGUUUCUUACUGCACUGUGAUCCAGCCCGGUCUGACUGAUACAACCUUGGGACCCACAGAUGCCAGGCUGGGCCAUCCCUUUGUGGGACUGGAUUCCCAAGGGCCCUCAGCCUUGGGCUCUUGUUGCAAGACACCAUAUCCACCAGGCGUCUAGGAGAGUUUUACAUACCUGUGAAGCAAGUCCUUAUCCAAGUUUGCAAUCCUCCCAAACCUAGCACGCCCAUCUUUAUUUCUGCUCCGGGCUGGAGGCACACCUGCGCCUGCCUUGGCCGGCCUACUUGCACGGGGCGGUCCUGAACAUCUGCAGUCUCUCCUACAGGGUGAAAUUCAACAACAGCGAAGGGGCGCCCACAUGUGCCUGGCACGGGUUCAGCGACAGGCAGAGACCCAGACUCGCUUCUGUCCUGGAGAACUCCAAAGUCAGCGGGGGCCACACCCGCCGGAACAACCCCCAUGAAGAAUACGAGAGAAUGAAAGAAACACGAUGAUAGUCUUGUCCAGGGGACAUGGUGAAGGGGGGCUUCACUUAAGGCCAAAUGCGUACCCCAGUCAGGGACUGGGGAUCACAUUAUCCGCCUGCAGGAUUGCAGCCAGGACUGACCAGAGAACUGAUUGCUAAUGACCAACCCUGCCCCCCAAACUCUCUCUAUCUGUAGCUUUCACUGGGUCCUCACCAGAUACCAACUGUUAUCCCCCUGUCUGCAUUGUAAGAGGCCAGAGGCCACGGAUAUCUUUGUAGGCCCUGAGGAACCCUAACCACAGUGGCUUGGACGUCCCCAGGGCAGACUGACAACCGAUUGGUCAAGGAGCUUUGCUCUUGCAAGAGGCACAAACAUUCAGAUGCCCCAGGAUGACCUUUCCUCCCCCUCUGUCCUGCCCCCACCUUGACCUGGGCUCCCCGCCUCCACCCGCCCGCCCAUCAUGGAAGUGCCAGAGCCCUAUCUUCAAAUGCUUCCUUUCCUGAACUUGGUCCAAGAAGCUGUUAGACACAGAGAAACUGUCACUCACAUUCUCAGCUUCCUCCUGAAGAGUGGAUGUGUGUCAGAAAAACUGUUAUCAGAGAAUGUAAAUAUUGCAGACACGCACGUAGGAAGCAUCAACACGACCUCCUUUUUCUCGUUCACUGUA